Molecule: messenger RNA, 710 nt
Organism: Leptinotarsa decemlineata (Colorado potato beetle)
Lineage: Eukaryota; Metazoa; Arthropoda; Insecta; Coleoptera; Chrysomelidae
Product: pickpocket protein 28
Biological process (GO): sodium ion transmembrane transport
Cellular component (GO): plasma membrane
Molecular function (GO): ligand-gated sodium channel activity
Source: RefSeq, a predicted model, not a curated record
AUGAGAUGAAGGAGAAAGAAGUAGAAAUCAUGCUGGAAAAAAGCAGUGACCUAAAUUCAGCUUGUAACUGCAUGCCGCUCUGUACAGAUCUCACUUACGACGUUGAAACAGCUCGAACAAAAUUUCUUUGGAGAGAGCAGUUUAGAGCAGAGAAAAAGGUCGCUGAGGACUUAGAUUCGCAGAAAAUCAACGUUUCACUGAUGCAUUUAUCGAGAUUAUCAGUUUACUUCAUGAAAGAUCAAUUUCUGGAAUCACAGCGAACAGAACUCUACGGCCCAUUCGACUUUCUAGCAAAUUUUGGAGGAUUACUGGGUCUCUUCACCGGAUUUUCAGUACUUUCGGCUGUAGAAAUUGUUUAUUACCUGACCGUGCGAUGGUACUUCAACAGAGUACUCUAUGAUGAUUUCGCAGGAUUGUAAUAUUUAUAUAUUGAUUAAUAUGUAUGUAGAAGAUGUAUGUCAUUUGUUCCACUGUAACAUCAGUAUGUUUGUAAGAUUCAGCCGGUAUUUGAUGAAGAUCCAUAUUAAUUUCACAAACUACACCAAAAACUAUAUGAUCUUCACAAACUUCAUUUUUAAAUAAUAUAUCACGACAUGUUUCGCUAUCACAGAAGCUCAUUCAUAGCAACCAGCUUCAUAGGACCAGAACCUGUCAUUGGAAUCACUUUAGGCUUUGCCAAACAAAUAUUCAACACCUGGAUGGCAAGAAGA